AUGCAAUUCCUUAUUUUCUUUACUGUGUUCUUUUCGCUGAGCUUAAAUGCUCUUUCGAUGCCAGUGGCACCGAACAAGCACCUUCAAGGCCGGUCCUUCAAGGUGCAGCGUGCUAAGCGCAACGAUAAUAUCGUUCACGGUCCCGUGGCCCUGCGCAAAGCAUACCGCAAGUUUGGCAUUGAUGUGUCAACUCUUGAUGUCGUUGAAGUUAGUGACUUCAAGCCUUUUGACACUAAGGUUACCUCUGGUAAAAGCGCCAAGCAGGAUGCGGCGGAAUCCGAUCAGACGGGCUCCGUGUCGGCCACUUCUGUUGCUGGGGAUGUGGAAUUUGUUUCGCCAAUUACUCUUGGUGGCCAGACUAUGAACGUGGAUUUUGAUACUGGAUCUGCCGAUCUAUGGGUAUUUAACUCUCGACUUCCUGAAUCCCAGCGAAAAGACCGAAAAGUUGUCUAUAACCCGAGCAAAUCUAGCACUUUCAAAGAUUUGACGGACAGCACAUUCAAGAUCACAUAUGGCGACAAUUCCGGUGCCAGCGGAGAUGUAGGCUCAGACACUCUCUCAAUUGGCGGUGUUGAAGUUAAAGAACAGGCAUUUGGUCUCCCAACAGAUGUCACGGGCUCAUUCGUCUCCGACGUCGACUCCAAUGGUCUCCUUGGCCUUGGUUUCAAGUCACUCAACACCAUCAAACCAGUGGCACAGAACACCUUCUUCGACAACGUGGUCUCCCACCUUGACGAGCCUGUUUUCAGCGUCCGAUUGCUCUCUGACGGUGUUGGAGAGUAUGAAUUUGGAACCAUCGAUCAUUCAAAGUAUCAGGGUGUUCUGGCCAAUGUCAGUAUCGAUUCAUCCAAAGGUUUCUGGCAAUUCAACUCGGCACAGUACUCCAUUGGAGGAGGAGACUUCACCCCGGUCACCGAUGUGACCGAGACCAUUGCCGACACAGGUACCUCGCUUAUGCUCGUGAGCCCUGAUGUUGCGAAGGCGUAUUACAAUAAAGUUGACAGAGCCAUCUAUGCUAGCAAUGCUGGUGGGUAUAUUUACCCCUGUACUGCGAAGUUGCCCGAUCUGGCUGUUGCCAUCGGAACUGCUUACUCAGCCACCGUGCCUGGGUCACUGAUCAACUUCGCCGAGGUUGGAACUAAUACUACUACUGGUGAAACUGUGUGCUUCGGCGGUGUUCAGUCAAAUGCAGGCUCAAGUCUAGCUAUCUACGGUGAUGUGUUCUUGAAGGCCCUGUUUGUGGUCUUCGAUUACCGAGGGCCUUCCAUGGGAUUCGCAUCACCUGCGUGA
Molecule: messenger RNA, 1290 nt
Organism: Penicillium soppii
Lineage: Eukaryota; Fungi; Ascomycota; Eurotiomycetes; Eurotiales; Aspergillaceae
Product: pepsin-like aspartic protease
Exons: 3
Coding region: 1-1290 (429 amino acids)
Biological process (GO): proteolysis
Molecular function (GO): aspartic-type endopeptidase activity
Source: RefSeq, a predicted model, not a curated record